AUGAGGAUCCUGCGAGACACACUAAAGUCUGACGUUAUCAAAUUGUGUACUCACGUGGUACUGUUACAAAUAGCCUUACCCUUGGGCUUGGCGCUUAAUGUGAUUGCUCCGGAACGACUUCUGAAAGAACGACUUUACCAAUCUGGGGACUACAUCAUAGGAGGACUGUUUCCGCUACAUUUUGGGGUCACUGCAGACCGGAAGUUGUGCACCAACUUCAGUGAAAAGGGAUUAUCGUGGCUCCAGGCUUUCCUCUUCGCCAUUGACACCAUUAAUAAAGACACGACGAUUCUCCCCAACAUCACCUUAGGUUAUGACGUCAGAGAUGAUUGCAACCAGGUUGACAGGGCGGUGGAAGCUGCCUAUGACUUUAUCUCAGGUCGGAAGUUCCUCGGUAGGCGUUCAAGUGGCGAUUGCGCAGUGGAACCAACAGCGUCGUCCAAUGAUCGGCCACCAAUAGACCCACGUCACCGAAAUUGCAUGUCAGUCACUUCUAGCAGACGACCGAGUGUCUCCGCUGUUGUCGGGUCGGCCAGUUCGGUUCUUUCCGCCACGAUAGCGAAUAUUUUCGGCGUCGAGAACAUCCCACAAAUCAGCUACGCCGCCACAAGCCGAUGGUUGAGUGAUAAGAAGCGGUACAGAUCAUUUUUCAGGACUAUACCUUCGGAUGACCUUCAAGUCAAGGUCAUUGUGGAUUUGGUACACCAUUUCAACUGGACAUAUUUGUCAACGUUGGCAACUGAUAGCGUGUAUGGGGAGUUGGGUGUCGAAGAGUUCCAGGAAGAAAUCAAACAGCAGAAAAUCUGCCUAGCCGUCCGCCAUGUUCUUCCUUCUGGCGGAAGUAGAGGCGCCCUGAAGAGGUUUGUAGACCGCCUCCAGCGAUCGGAGGAAGGCAGAAAAUCCUCAGUGGUGCUUGCGUUCCUACCAGAACACGAAGCCUCGUCGUUGUUGGGGGAAAUCAGUCGAUAUAAACUCAAGGGGAAAACUUUUAUAGCUUCCGAGAGUUGGGCCGACACGGCUUCCACUCUAGAACAGCCACCGGAAGUUGUGCAGGGAAUGCUGGGUAUUAUAUCCAGCAGGGGAACAGUGCCGGGAUACUCUGAUUAUCUGAGAGACAUUUCAGGCGAGAAUCUUUUAAGAAACAAUCCGUGGUUAAAGACAUACCUGGAAGAAAAGUUGCACUGUCAUUUCGAGGCCAAGGCCAGACAACUGGACUGUUGGGAAUUGCUCGAGAACAGAUCUUCGGUAAUAAACAACACCUUGUUCACGAACGGGAAGGUGUCGAACGUCGUCGACGCGGUGUACGCCAUUGCGCAUGCUCUUCACAGUCUGCUCUGCGAUUCCGGUUCCUGCGAGAAAAGACACAUUGUGCACGGGGAUCUCUCCCAGUCCUUGCACAAUGUGAGUUUUCAAGGCUGCCAGGGAACAGUUUCAUUUGACCAUAACGGGGAUGUCUCUGCAGCCAAAUACGUCAUAACCAACGUCCAGAAGGCUGGGAAUGGUUUAAAGUACGUUGACGUUGGUAGCUGGAACGGAACUUUGACUGUCGCAGAUCACAAAAUUGAGUGGAAUAACGGCUAUGGGUCAGCUCCCGUCUCGGCCUGUAGUGAGGACUGUACCCCAGGAUACCGCAUUCUCUACAGUUCCUCUAAAUGCUGCUGGGCCUGUGUCCUCUGCGAUGAAGACACCUUUACGAAUUCCACAAAUCAAGAGGUUUGUUCGAGUUGUAAAGACGUAUUUGGAAAGGGAUGGACGAACAACACCAACAAUACAUCGUGCGUUGAACUACCCCUGGAGUACCUCACCUGGGAGGACACCCUCGCCAUCGCCGCCUCUGUCAUAUCUCUUCUGCUCUUCGGCGCCGAUGUCUUCUGUCUUGGGGUCUUCAUCCGAUAUCGUGAGACUCCGGUCGUGAAGGGGUCGAACAGAGAACUGACCUUCCUGUUGUUAGUUUUUCUGGGGUUCUGCUUCCUGAAUCCAUUCCUCUACAUCGGAAGACCAAACGACGUCCUCUGCAAAAUCCAACCGAACAUCUUCGGAUUCGUCUACACCGUCUGCAUCUCUGUCAUGUUCGCGAAAACCAGGCGGAUCUUGAUGGUAUUCACGGCAAAGAUGUCCAGCCUCUCGGCGAUCCACUCCGACCGACGACGCUCCGAACAGAAGCAAGUUCUCCUCUUAAUCACGAUGACGCUGGUGGAAGGUAGCAUCGUGGGCAUGUCCACCUACCUGAUGUCUCCUGAGGAGACCUACGAUUACAGCAAACCGCGUCGCGUCAUUGUCGACUGCGGGACGCCAUGGCUCACCAUCCACCUCAUCGCCAUGUCCUACACCUGUCUCAUCGCCAUCAUCUGCACCUUCCUGGCGUUCAAGGCUCGGAAACUACCGGAAGCGUUCAAUGAGGCUCGCUCCAUCAGCUUCACCAUGUUCGUCAUGAUUCUGGUUUGGAUCGGCUCCAUUCCGGCUUAUCUUGGCUCUCACGGAAAAGCCCGAACGGCGUGGUUCUGCUUUUCGGCAACCUUCGCCGCGCUGCCGAAGCUCCUCUUCCUCAUCGUACCCAAGGUUCGCAUCAUUCUUUUCUACCCGGAGAAAAACCGAGCCGAUGUAGUGAGGUCGCAGACCACCAACCACAUCCUCACCAAAGCGGUGCGUCGCACGUCAAGCGUGUCAAUCGCCAACAGCGGCUCUCAAUCUGCGCAACUUCGGCGUCGCAGCAACACUGCGGGGUCCACCGAUAGCGGGACCGUGAUGAUUCAUACUCGAAAACACGGCAAAGCCAAACGCCAGGCCUCCUCGACCGAGUCACAAAUGGACAGCCGUCGCUUCUCGGACCUCUCUGAAAGGAGCAGCCGGUCAGACUACAGCGAGCCGCGGACGACCAUAGAGACAGAUAUAGACCUUACUGACAAUAAAGCAAAUCUUAACGAAUUUUCUAGCGACACGAAGCUAUGA
Molecule: messenger RNA, 2949 nt
Organism: Liolophura sinensis
Lineage: Eukaryota; Metazoa; Mollusca; Polyplacophora; Chitonida; Chitonidae
Product: extracellular calcium-sensing receptor-like
Exons: 8
Coding region: 1-2949 (982 amino acids)
Biological process (GO): G protein-coupled receptor signaling pathway
Cellular component (GO): membrane
Molecular function (GO): G protein-coupled receptor activity
Source: RefSeq, a predicted model, not a curated record